GGUGGUUUUCCGGUUCAUCUACUUCACCCACCAAGUGGCCUUUACGUCUGUCUCUUCUACACCAAGCCUAAGAGGGAGAACAGUCUCUGCCUCCUCUACUCAAUUAAAUGCCAACCUGUCUUUGCCAACCUUAACUUUUCUGUUAUUUAUCCCUCGAUACUACCGCCUCUUUCUCUUCAAAUCUCACCUAGAUUCAUCAUACCCAAACCAAACCCUCACGUGCACUGAGAAAUCCACUGUUUUCCGCAUAUCUAUCUCCUCUCUAAGCAAUACCCAUUUCUUCAGUUCCCUCCUUUCGUUCCCCAACCCAAAGAAGUAAACUUUCUCUGCAUCCAUGGAGCGCUGUUUCAUCGAUACCCUCAAGGGUCAGCCUUAUUGGGUUCUGGUUCUCUUCACUUUGGGUUCUCUGUCUGUUUUGAAAUUCUCUCUUACCUUCCUCAAAUGGGUCUGGGUCAAUUUCCUCAGACCCGCCAAGAAUCUGAAGAAAUACGGGUCGUGGGCGCUGGUCACUGGACCUACUGACGGGAUAGGCAAGGCUUUUGCUUUUCAGUUGGCGAGGAAAGGGCUUAAUCUUGUCUUGGUAGGUCGUAAUCCGGAGAAGCUCAAAGAUGUGUCUGAUUGGAUCCUGGCUAAGUGUGGGAGGAUUCAGAUCAAGACUGUGGUUGUGGACUUCAGUGGGGAUCUUGAUGAGGGUGUGAAGAAGAUAAAGGAAACUAUUGAGGGGCUGGAUGUUGGGGUUUUGAUUAAUAAUGUUGGGCUUUCGUAUCCGUAUGCAAGGUUUUUCCAUGAGGUUGAUGAGGAGCUGCUGAGGAACUUGAUUAAGGUGAAUGUGGAGGGCACUACCAAGGUUACUCAGGCUGUUUUGCCUGGGAUGUUGAAGAGGAAGAAAGGUGCAAUUGUGAAUAUCGGCUCUGGUGCUGCAAUUGUUAUCCCCUCUGAUCCUCUUUAUGCUGUUUAUGCUGCCACCAAAGCGUAUGUUGAUCAAUUCUCAAGAUGCCUCUAUGUUGAGUACAAGAAAAGUGGGAUUGAUGUUCAGUGUCAGGUUCCAUUAUAUGUAGCAACCAAGAUGGCAUCAAUAAGGCGAUCCUCUUUCUUUGUUCCAUCAACAGAUGGUUAUGCCAAGGCAGGUUUGCGCUGGAUAGGUUAUGAACCCCGUUGCACCCCAUACUGGCCCCAUUCUCUCCUUUGGGGGUUGGCAUCCUUAUUACCAGAGAGUGCCAUUGAUGCUUGGCGCCUACCCUUCUGUCUUAAAAUCCGAAAGAGAGGACAACUUAAAGACUCAACGAAGAAGGAAUAGACAAACCUUAAACACUCCAAGAAGAAGGAAUAGAGUACCAAGUCCAGUUUGUUCAUGUUAUCUGUUGGUGCAGGCUGGCUUAGAUGAAGCUCCCUACUAUUUCAACUUCUGUAAUAGACUGCUCUUAAUUUUUUUUUUUUCUUUAGAUGAUUUCUCUGAGUAUGUUAUUGUGCUUCAUGUUCCAUUUCUUUAUUACUCUAUGUUAUAUUUAUGUAAGCUGCAAAUUUCAGUACCCUAUCCUUCAGUGC
This is a messenger RNA of Rubroshorea leprosula, 1545 nucleotides long. The record is from the annotation of a GenBank genome assembly. NCBI's taxonomy places the organism in Eukaryota, Viridiplantae, Streptophyta, Magnoliopsida, Malvales, Dipterocarpaceae.